GUUACUCCCGUGCGUCAAGACCAGCAACCCAACCUCCUCAAUUCCUCAAGAUGACAAAACGCACCAAGAAAGUAGGAAUCACGGGUAAAUACGGUACUCGUUAUGGUGCUUCCCUCCGUAAGCAAGUCAAAAAGAUGGAAAUCUCGCAACACGCGCGAUACACCUGCACGUUCUGCGGCAAGGAUUCAGUUAAGAGAACGGCGGUUGGGAUUUGGAAUUGCGGAGCGUGCAAAAAGGUCAUUGCUGGAGGCGCAUGGACCGUUUCGACAACGGCUGCUGCUACCGUUCGCAGCACGGUCCGUCGGUUGCGUGAACUGACUGAGGCAUAGAAUGUACCACGUCUUUUGAUUUCCAUCUUUUUUUCAUCAUGUUAUGUUCGUAUGCCCACAUGAAUCCUACCCAGCAUGAACAAGC
Messenger RNA from Laccaria bicolor S238N-H82, 414 nucleotides. Its product is annotated as 60S ribosomal protein L43. The record is from RefSeq and is a predicted model, not a curated record. Lineage: Eukaryota; Fungi; Basidiomycota; Agaricomycetes; Agaricales; Hydnangiaceae. Gene Ontology annotation, molecular function: structural constituent of ribosome. Bases 51 to 329 code for a protein of 92 amino acids. The transcript has 5 exons. Gene Ontology annotation, cellular component: ribosome. Gene Ontology annotation, biological process: translation.